Clupea harengus (Atlantic herring) is the source of this 2043-nucleotide messenger RNA. RefSeq names its product carnosine dipeptidase 2 (gene cndp2). Gene Ontology annotation, biological process: proteolysis. Gene Ontology annotation, molecular function: metallodipeptidase activity. Gene Ontology annotation, cellular component: cytosol. Lineage: Eukaryota; Metazoa; Chordata; Actinopteri; Clupeiformes; Clupeidae. The record is from RefSeq and is a predicted model, not a curated record.
ACGCACAGGAUGGUGACGAACCGGAAAAGGUUCUCACAUGCUGUCUUCUGAAAACACAAGACUUUGCAGACUGACUCUGCAGAAUUAACCGCACUGUGGCCGAUGAUCUUUCGUGUGAUAUCCUCAAGGCAAAAGUUCAGUUCGAGUCCAGGUACUCCGGCUUAAGGGUGAAAGUUAGAAACGAUGGCUUCUCUUCCAGCACUUUUUAAGUAUGUGGACGAACACCAAGAGUUGUACAUUGAGCGUUUGGCAGAAUGGGUAGCAGUCCAGAGUGUUUCUGCAUGGCCAGAGAAACGUGGAGAGAUAAAAAAGAUGAUGGAGAUGGCAGCAAAGGACAUCGAGAAACUUGGCGGAACAGUGGAGCUGGUUGACAUUGGCAAACAGAAGUUGGCGGAUGGACAGGAGAUCCCACUUCCUCCCAUCAUCUUGGGUCGCCUCGGUUCAGACCCUGGCAAGAAGACUGUGUGCAUCUAUGGUCACCUUGACGUCCAGCCUGCAAACCUCGACGAUGGCUGGGACACAGAACCUUUCAAGCUGGUGGAGAAAGAUGGGAAGCUGUAUGGAAGAGGCUCCACAGAUGACAAGGGACCUGUCCUGGCCUGGUUCAACUGCAUUGAGGCCUUCCAGAAGACUCAGCAAGAGCUUCCCAUCAAUAUUAAGUUCUGUUUUGAGGGGAUGGAAGAGUCUGGCUCUGAGGGUCUAGACGAUCUGAUCUUUUCCCGGAAGGACUCUUUCCUGAAGGAUGUAGAUUAUGUUUGCAUCUCGGACAACUACUGGCUGGGCAAAACCAAGCCCUGCAUCACCUAUGGCUUGCGCGGCAUCUGCUAUUUCUUCAUCGAGUUGGAGGGCUGUGAUAAAGACCUGCACUCUGGCGUUUUUGGCGGCUCAGUGCAUGAAGCCAUGACCGACCUGAUUGCCCUGAUGGGCUCUCUGGUGGACAAGAAGGGAAACAUUCUGGUGCCUGGGAUGAACGAGGCUGUAGCUCAGCUCACCGAGGAGGAGAAGAAGCUGUAUGAGAAGAUUGAAUUUGACAUGGAGGAGUAUUGCAAGGAUGUUGGGGCCAGCAAACUACUGCACAACACCAAGGAACAAAUCCUGAUGCAUCGGUGGAGAUACCCGUCUCUGUCUCUUCACGGCAUCGAGGGGGCUUUCUCCGACGGUGGGGCCAAGACUGUCAUCCCACGUAAGGUCAUCGGCAAGUUCUCCAUCCGCCUCGUCCCUGACAUGGACCCAAAAGUGGUGGAGAAGCUGGUCCUCAGUUACCUGGAGAAGAAGUUUGCCGAACUGGAGAGCCCCAACAAGCUGAAGGCUUACAUGGGUCACGGCGCUAAGGCCUGGGUGGCAGACUUCAACCAUCCCCAUUUCAUGGCUGGCAGGAGAGCCAUGAAGACUGUGUUUGGAGUCGAGCCCGACCUGACGAGGGAGGGUGGAAGCAUCCCAGUGACCUUAACCUUCCAGGAAGCAACCGGCCGCAAUGUCAUGCUGCUGCCAUUGGGCUCGUCAGAUGAUGGUGCUCACUCACAGAAUGAGAAGCUCAACAGGUCUAACUACAUCCAGGGAACCAAAAUGUUGGCAGCUUACUUCCAUGAAGUAUCUUUGCUGAAGUAACUGGACUUGUUUUUAACAUUUUUAACUCUGUUGUUUUAAAUGUUCUCGAGAACAAAACUUGAAAUGGUGAACUGUGAAAUAAAUUCUCCGUAAGGAUUUGUUCUCAGUGCAGUUGGGAAGUUCUGAAACAUAACAGUUUGGAAAAUAUAAUUGCAACUCAUGCAAGUAAUACCGGUGGUUACAUUUGUUGGAAUUGGUUAUCAAUUACUCUACUCUACUGUACCUAAUGGAAAUUCACUGUCUUUAAAAGGGCAUUUCAAAUACAUUCUUGAGCAAUGUUUCCAGUCUGUGGAUGGCAUAUUCAAAAAGAAAAAAAAUGAAUGAAAUGAAACUUAUGAGAGUUUAAGAACUUUGUUGAAUCAUUGUAUUUACUGGCCUCUGCUCAGGAUGGGCUUUGAAAAGUUUGGCAAAAUAUAACUCAUCUCAGAACUGUUU